UCUGGUUCUCUAUCUGCGACGGCUCUCUCUUCCUGCUUCCUGCUCUCUGCUUCCCACUUCGCCGGAGCCCUUCACACUUCCACUGCACUAGCUAUUCAUUGUAAUCGCUGCCAAAUUUCUCAUUGAAAAGCAAUAACUAAAUGAGCUGAGUAGAGGCCAUUUAUCUGCUAGCAUGCUUAAAAUGGAUGAGUUUUUGAAGACCCAAAUCUUCGCAACCCAUGCAGUUGCUGCUGCUGGCUCAGUGACACUAAGCACAGUUCUUACUUACCCUCUUGACACUAUCAAAACCCUUAUCCAGGUUGGUUCUGAUCCUUUAGGAUCUGGUAAACAGUUGACGACAACUCAGGCUCUACAUAGAAUUCAAUCCUUUUCAGGAAAUUCAGGUCUGUACAGUGGAUUUGGAUGGUUGGCCUUUGGGAGACUAUUUGGUUUAGGAGCUCGAUUUGGAGUAUAUGAAAUUGUGACAGCCUAUUAUAAAGAUGGUCGUGAAGAUGAUUACGUGCAUGUGUCCGAGGCUCUUCUGGCUGGACUUAUGGCUGGUGCAGCAGAAUCAUUGAUAUGCUCGCCAUUUGAGCUUGUUAAACUUCGUGCUCAGGUGACCUCUGCUGUUCGAUUACCAAGCCGAGUUUCUCUCGUCGGACAAGAAAGAGCUCUUGCACCUUCUAUGUCAAGGUUUCUUCAUGGCUAUACACUGGAUCUGAAAGCCUUAAACCAUUCAGUUGGUCUUUUAUCCACCCUAACAACUAAGCACCAAAAUAUAAAAGGUGCCUUACAAGAGUAUCCAUGGAUGAUGACGGGGUCCGGGAGGCCACCUACAGUUAGCAAUGUGCAUAGGCCAUUAGAUAUCAUAUCACUGGAAGGAUGGCAGGCAUUUUGGAGAGGUCUACGAUCUGGGAUCGCGAGGGAUUCCAUCUUCAGCGGCGUAUUUUUCUCAACCUGGCAAUUUCUGCACCGAUCUAUGCUAAUUUGGAAAAGCAUCGAGAUGGAUCCACCACCCAGGUCAAAUGAUGAAGUAGGCCCACUGUCUCCGUUUUCGGUUAGUCUUGCAGCUGGAGUUUCCGGUGCAGUUGCUGCAGCUGUUUCUCAUGGUUUCGAUACUGCCAAUAGUCGAUCACUAUGCACUGUGCUGCCCAAGUACGUCGCCAUGGAGAGAAAGUUUCUCAAAUGGCAUCGACCGGGUAAUAGAUUUGAGAGAACAACGGGGAUUCAUCCUGCAGAUCGGAGUCUCCUGUUUCGUGGCAUAGGAUUGCGAAUGGCUCGUUGUGGUUUAGGGUCAUUUUUUAUGGUUGGAGGUUACUAUUUGAUUAUUGAUCAUUUGUUGGAAUGAUGUAUUAUUAUUUGCAUGGAUUACUUAGAAUGAGUUAGAAAAGGCAGUAUUUUCAAGGCCAUGGAGAAUAAAUUUCUUGUUCUAUACACAGAUUUUGUUGGGCUAAUUUGUUACAUUUCUGAAGCUC
This is a messenger RNA of Cucurbita maxima (winter squash), 1454 nucleotides long. RefSeq lists its product as uncharacterized. The transcript has 7 exons. NCBI's taxonomy places the organism in Eukaryota, Viridiplantae, Streptophyta, Magnoliopsida, Cucurbitales, Cucurbitaceae. Gene Ontology annotation, molecular function: S-adenosyl-L-methionine transmembrane transporter activity. Gene Ontology annotation, biological process: transport. The record is from RefSeq and is a predicted model, not a curated record. The coding region runs from base 173 to 1327 and encodes 384 amino acids. Gene Ontology annotation, cellular component: mitochondrial inner membrane.